Ooceraea biroi (clonal raider ant) is the source of this 828-nucleotide messenger RNA. It is a transcript of the gene A4, whose product is annotated as apolipophorin-III-like protein. Gene Ontology annotation, biological process: lipid transport. Lineage: Eukaryota; Metazoa; Arthropoda; Insecta; Hymenoptera; Formicidae. Gene Ontology annotation, molecular function: lipid binding. The record is from RefSeq and is a predicted model, not a curated record. Gene Ontology annotation, cellular component: extracellular region.
AUAAAAGGGAAUGGGAUGUCCAUCCUGCGCAUCAGUCGUUUCCCGGUUGACCAAGGAGAAAAUACUAACGCAAUGAAGUGCUUACUCGCGAUCAUCUUAGGCGUUGCCUUCAUUGCCGUUGAGAGCAAGGUUGUGCCAGCCAGCGGAGAUGAUCCUCAGGAGACUCAGCCUCUCCAGAUAUCCGAUCAUAUCAGGGAAGCUCAGAAUCUCAUCAACAACCUGGGUGCUCAGAUACAGCAGCAGCUGAACUUGCCUAAUCAGGAAGAACUUGUUAACACUUUCAAGGAGCAGAGCAGCAACCUUGCUACCAAUGUCCAGGCAUACAUCAGAAACAUAACUGAUGAGGUGAAGAACAAGACUCCCGAAUUGGAAACUUUGUGGACAAAUGUAAAGACAAGGCUCUCCGAGAUGGUUGAUAAACUAAACGUUAAUCCAGAGACCACGGAACAGGUGAAUCAGCUACGUUCCACGUUCCAAGAGGGAAUUCAGACACUCGUGACGGAAUCCGAAAACGCUGCUAAGAGUAUUAGUGAAAAUUCUGCCAUAGUUCAAGAAGGUAUUGCUAAGAUGACCAAACAGGCAAUUGAUAUCGCUGUGGAGGCUUCUCAAAACCUGAAGAAUCAGUUGACUCAGCAUGCCACGACGCCUCAAGCAUAAAAUAAAGGAAUAUCAUAUAAAUUAUUCACCCACUUUUGGACAGUCUUGAAUAAACAUACGGUUGAAAAAUCGAACUUUGAGUUAACCAGUAUCUGUCAUAUCUCAUAUCAUGUCAUAGACAGACUUAAUUAAUAGCAAGUAAUUGUUAAUAAAACCUUGGCAUAAUAACAA